Molecule: messenger RNA, 2676 nt
Organism: Glarea lozoyensis ATCC 20868
Lineage: Eukaryota; Fungi; Ascomycota; Leotiomycetes; Helotiales; Helotiaceae
Product: Metalloproteases (zincins), catalytic
Exons: 3
Coding region: 1-2676 (891 amino acids)
Biological process (GO): proteolysis; peptide catabolic process
Cellular component (GO): cytoplasm
Molecular function (GO): peptide binding; metalloaminopeptidase activity; zinc ion binding
Source: RefSeq, a predicted model, not a curated record
AUGUGCAAAAUCCAUGGCGGACAAGAUGUAGCAGCUGCUGGGCUGGACGUAACCCAUGGAAGAGAAAUCUUGCCUGGAAAUGUCAUUCCCAGACACUACGAUAUUACGUUGGAACCCGAUUUCAAGACCUUGACAUACAACGGAACGAUUCUGAUUGAUUUGGAUGUGGUUGAGGAUUCUACUUCGAUUUCGGUAAACACUUUGGAGCUUGAAAUCCACACUACGAAGAUCAGCUCGGGAACAGAAACCAUCAGCUCUAACCCAACAUUGGCAUUCGAUGAGGCGAAUCAAACAACCAAAAUCACCUUCGAGAAGAGUCUGUCCAAAGGAUCCAAAGCGCAGAUGUAUAUGAAGUUUACGGGGCAGCUUAAUGACAAGAUGGCUGGUUUCUACCGCUCUACAUACAAAAAUGCUGAUGGCAGCGAGAGCAUCCUGGCGACAACUCAGAUGGAAGCCACAGACGCCCGCCGAGCUUUCCCGUGUUUCGAUGAACCAGCGCUAAAGGCAGAGUUCACAAUCACUUUGAUCGCCGACAAACACCUUACCUGCCUGAGCAACAUGGAUGUAGCUUCUACCACUGGGGUUGUGUCUGAAAUGACCAACAGUCUGAAGAACUCUGUCAAAUUCAAUCGAUCACCUAAAAUGUCUACAUAUUUGGUUGCCUUCAUUGUUGGAGAGCUCAAUUAUAUCGAGACCAAAGAAUUCAGAGUCCCAGUCCGAGUUUAUGCACCACCAAAUCAAGACAUCGAGCACGGUCGAUUCUCGCUUGAGCUUGCUGCCAAGACCCUGGCCUUUUACGAGAAAACAUUCGACAGCGAAUUCCCUCUUCCAAAGAUGGAUAUGGUUGCCAUUCCAGAUUUCGCGGCCGGUGCUAUGGAGAACUGGGGUCUGAUUACCUACCGUGUUGUAGAUGUCCUUUUCGAUGAGAAGACGAGUGGCGCAUCUACAAAGGAGCGAGUUGCAGAGGUCGUACAGCAUGAGCUGGCUCAUCAAUGGUUUGGUAACUUGGUUACCAUGGACUUCUGGGAUGGAUUAUGGCUCAACGAGGGCUUCGCAACAUGGAUGUCCUGGUAUUCUUGCAAUAUCUUCUACCCAGAGUGGAAGGUGUGGCAGAGUUAUGUAACGGAUACUCUUCAAGGUGCUCUUUCUCUUGACUCUCUACGCAGCAGUCACCCAAUCGAGGUUCCUGUAAAGAGAGCAGAUGAGGUAAACCAGAUCUUCGAUGCCAUCUCAUACUCCAAGGGUUCUUGUGUGCUUCGUAUGAUUUCGAAACAUCUCGGCGAAGACGUCUUUAUGGAGGGCAUUCGCCGAUAUCUCAAGAAGCAUGCUUAUGGAAAUACUCAAACCGUCGAUUUGUGGGCUGCUCUUAGUGAUGCUAGUGGCAAGGAUCUGAAGGAGACCAUGGAUAUCUGGACGAAGCACAUUGGCUACCCAGUCCUUACCGUUACCGAAAAUGAGGGUGAUAACACCGUUCACGUCAAGCAAAACCGUUUCCUCCGAACGGCAGACGUCAAGCCGGAGGAAGAUAAGGUUAUUUACCCGGUCUUCUUGGGAAUGCGAACCAAAGACGGCAUCAACGAAGAUAUCGUCCUAGACAAGCGGGAAGAUUCUUUCCCAGUCAAGGAUUUGGAUUUCUUCAAGCUCAACGCUGAUCACAGCGGUAUAUACAGAACUUCAUACACCCCAGCACGUCUCGAGAAGCUCGGAAAAGCUGCGAAAGACGGACUGUUGAGUGUCGAAGAUAGAGCUGGAAUGAUUGCAGACGCAGGCGCUCUUGCAGCAUCUGGUUACCAGAAGACAUCUGGUGUUUUGAAUCUUUUGAAGGGAUUUGAUAGUGAGAAAGAGUUUGUCGUUUGGAACGAGAUUAUCUCUAGACUUGGGGCUGUUCAAGGUGCCUGGAUGUUUGAGGAUAAAAAGGUCAGAGAUGGAUUAGAGUCUUUCCAGCGGGAUCUCGUGAGCGAAAAGUCACACAAAGCUGGCUGGGAGUUCAAAGACACGGAUGAUCACAUCGAGCAACAAUUCAAGGGUAUGCUGUUCGGUAGUGCCGGUAUGUCUGGCGAUGAGACAUGUAAGAAGGCUGCCAAGGAGAUGUUUGCGAAGUUUGCGGCUGGUGAUAAGUCUGCAAUUCAUCCAAAUAUUAGAGGUAGUGUUUUCGGUAUGGCUUUGAAAUAUGGUGGCAAGGAGGAGUACGACACCAUUCUCGCCACCUACCGCGAGUCCAAGAACGCCGACGAGCGUAAUACUGCACUCCGUUCUCUCGGUCGCGCUAAAGAUCCCGAGCUGAUCAAGCGCACCAUUGCUCUCCCAUUCAGCGGUGAGGUCAAGGAACAAGAUGUCUACCUUCCAAUCAGCGCUCUUCGCACUCACCCAGAAGGUAUCGAAGCCCUGUUCUCUUGGAUGACUGAGAACUUCGAAGUUUUACAGCAGAAGUUCCCGGCCGGAUUGUCCAUGCUUGGCUCAAUUGUGUCGAUCUGUACCUCUAGCUUCACUUCCCAGAAAGAUCUGGACAGAGUUCAUAAGUUCUUUGAGGGUAAGAGUACAAAGGGUUUCGAUCAGAGUCUAGCUCAGAGCUCUGAUGCUAUUCGUGCGAAGGCGGCAUGGCUAGAGCGUGAUAGAAAGGAUGUGGCUGAUUGGGUGGCUAACUACCAGGGGAAGGGAGUUAAGAGUGAGCUGUAG